AUGGGAUUUAAACUGGCUGUGUCACUCAUUCUCUUGGUCUCUGCUAAAGCAGGAUUGAGCCUGGUUGUACCUCCAGCCCCUAUCAGGGACCAGGUUGGAGUAGGACGUAUUGUUGGUGGAGAAGAAGCUCAAGAUGGAGAGUUUCCCUGGCAGGUUUCCCUCAGACAGAUCGCAGGAAUUGGAGCAACUCAUUUCUGUGGAGGAUCAGUUAUUGACAAGGAUUGGAUUGUGACUGCAGCCCAUUGUUGCGCAGGACAGACACCUGCCUUUAUGCACGUUGUUGCUGGAGGAAUCAAGCUAAACUCUGGGGAAGGAGAAGAACAGAAGAUUGACAUUGAACAGAUUAUAGGUCACCCUGACUACGAUUCUAAUGACCUUACAAAUGAUAUCUGUAUGCUAAAGCUGAAGAGCUCCCUGGAAUUCACUGAAUGGGUGCAGCCCAUUGCUCUGCCUGCAGCUAUGGAAGAGACUGAAGCUGGAACUGACUGUACUGUCACUGGUUGGGGCACACUCAAUGAAGGUGGUAUCAGCCUCCCUAAUGUUCUCCACAAGGUUAAUGUUCCUGUUGUUAGUGAUGAAGAGUGUAACAAAAACUAUGCAAGCUCCGGUAUUUCUGUAACUGCAUCCAUGAUCUGUGCUGGUCUCCCUGAUGGAGGAAAGGAUUCCUGCCAGGGUGACAGUGGUGGCCCCUUCAUCCAUGCUACUGAAAAGACUCUGCUUGGUGUUGUGAGCUGGGGAAUUGGUUGCGGCAGAGCAGGCUACCCAGGAGUGUACACACAGACUUCCUACUUCAUUGACUGGAUUACAGAAACCAUGGCCAAGUACUGAAAAUAAAUCUACAAGAUCAUGUGAUUUAAUUUAGUUGUGCAAAAUCGCUUUAAAUACACAUUAAAAAAACCUUG
Messenger RNA from Eurytemora carolleeae, 902 nucleotides. RefSeq names its product trypsin-1. Gene Ontology annotation, biological process: proteolysis. The record is from RefSeq and is a predicted model, not a curated record. Gene Ontology annotation, molecular function: serine-type endopeptidase activity. Lineage: Eukaryota; Metazoa; Arthropoda; Copepoda; Calanoida; Temoridae.